AUGAUCAAUCUUAAAACAUUGAAAUGGUGCAAUCAUUUUUGGCAAAUGUUACGAAAACAAAAAAAUUUUUAUCCACCAAAAAAUCCCUAUUCAAUUUACGAUAAUAAUAAUCAUUUUGGAAUCUAUGAUCGUUAUAUUCCCUAUGAUUAUAAUCUGCCUGAAUACAUAGAACAUGUUCAAGGAUUAUAUCCAAACAUUAUAAAUUUAGCUGUUGAUGCUAUUAUUUCGGUGAAUGCAACUUGUGGUGAAACUGGUCCAGAAUAUUAUUGUCUUUUAGUUUCACAUAACAUAAAUAGUACCGAUUGUAAUGUUUGUGAUGCAUCAAAUCCAGAUUAUUCAAAACGACAUCCGAUUAAAAAUGCAAUCGAUGGUACGGAAAAUUGGUGGCAAAGUCCAAACAAGUUUAUGAAAUUGCCUAUGUAA
Dermatophagoides pteronyssinus (European house dust mite) is the source of this 423-nucleotide messenger RNA. It is a transcript of the gene wb, whose product is annotated as wing blister. Gene Ontology annotation, cellular component: basement membrane. Lineage: Eukaryota; Metazoa; Arthropoda; Arachnida; Sarcoptiformes; Pyroglyphidae. Gene Ontology annotation, molecular function: extracellular matrix structural constituent; signaling receptor binding. Gene Ontology annotation, biological process: regulation of embryonic development; regulation of cell adhesion; regulation of cell migration. The record is from RefSeq and is a predicted model, not a curated record.